ACAUCUGUAUUAAAAAAAAAUCAACUCAAUGUCACCCCCACGAAAUAAGGGCAAGGCUCUGGCCGCAAUUGUGGAAAAUGCUGCGUGGUCUCCUCGUUUUCGCUGUCAAGCUCUGCUCCCAAACCACAACAUAUCGCAAGCUAACGAAUUAAUAGUUACAGCUCAGGGAGCAGGCAAGAAACUUACACGCGGCAAGCGGCUUAGUAAAGAACAAUCAGCCAAAAUCCAAAAAGAACGUCUGGAACGCCUCCAAAAGAAUCAAAAGCGAAGAGCUGACCGGAAGAUCAUAAGAAUGCUAAAAAAAUUGAGCAUAAAUCCAGAGGCUGAGAAGAAAAGAAAAGAAGCAAUCAAGCAACGAAAUGAGAAGCGUGUGAGAAAGAAGAUGGAGAUGAAUCUGGAUCUCAAGCAAGAAAACGCUGCCGAUCAGCAUAAGUAGAGGAUGAAAGG
Molecule: messenger RNA, 447 nt
Organism: Botrytis cinerea B05.10
Lineage: Eukaryota; Fungi; Ascomycota; Leotiomycetes; Helotiales; Sclerotiniaceae
Exons: 2
Coding region: 29-436 (135 amino acids)
Source: RefSeq, a predicted model, not a curated record